This is a messenger RNA of Sceloporus undulatus (fence lizard), 7342 nucleotides long. RefSeq names its product GLI family zinc finger 3 (gene GLI3). NCBI's taxonomy places the organism in Eukaryota, Metazoa, Chordata, Lepidosauria, Squamata, Phrynosomatidae. Gene Ontology annotation, molecular function: RNA polymerase II cis-regulatory region sequence-specific DNA binding; DNA-binding transcription factor activity, RNA polymerase II-specific. Gene Ontology annotation, cellular component: nucleus. Gene Ontology annotation, biological process: regulation of transcription by RNA polymerase II; smoothened signaling pathway. The record is from RefSeq and is a predicted model, not a curated record. The transcript is spliced from 20 exons.
UUUUAAAAACCGUCAGCGUUGGAGGAGGAGAAAAAGAAGAGAAGCUCCAUCCUUCUCCCUGAAAGGGAGGAGGAGGAGGGGAAAGUGGUAACACUGAGGAGGAGGGGAGCAACAUUUGGGAAACUUGGAUGGAAGCGAGGAGGAGGAGGAGGAGGAAGGGAGAACUUUUACAACACGUAUAGUGUGAAGAGAGCUGAAGUAAUGAGAAGUCAUCAUGGAAGCCCAGUCCCAUAGCUCUACUGCGGGUGAGAAGAAAAAAGUUGAGAAUCCCAUAGUGAAAUGCUCAACUCGAACAGAUGUCAGUGAGAAAGCUGUUGCCUCUAGCACAACAUCCAAUGAGGAUGAAAGUCCUGGACAGACCUAUCACAGAGAGAGAAGAAACGCAAUCACAAUGCAACCACAGGGUGGGCAAGGCCUCAGUAAAAUCAGUGAAGAGCCUUCGACAUCUAGCGAGGAAAGGGCCUCAUUAAUCAAGAAGGAGAUCCAUGGAUCUAUAUCUCACCUUCCUGAGCCAUCAUUACCUUACCGUGGGACAGUCUUUGCCAUGGAUCCCAGAAAUGGUUAUAUGGAUCCUCCUUACCAUUCAGCCCCUGCUUUGAAUUCCAUAAAGUAUUAUCCACCUCACCUUUUCCCAGCAUUCCAUCCUCCUGUACCAAUUGAUGCAAGACAUCAUGAGGGACGUUAUCAUUAUGAACCAUCUCCUAUUCCUCCGUUACAUGUGCCUUCUGCUCUGUCAAGUAGCCCAACAUAUUCAGAUUUACCAUUCAUCAGAAUAUCCCCACACAGGAAUCCUGCUGCAUCAGAAUCUCCUUUCAGCCCACCUCAUCCAUACAUUAACCCUUACAUGGACUAUAUCCGAUCUUUGCACAGCAGUCCUUCUCUGUCUAUGAUCUCAGCAGCUCGAGGACUGAGCCCUACAGAUGUGCCACAUGCUGGAGUUAGUCCAGCAGAAUAUUAUCAUCAGAUGGCUCUGUUGGCAGGCCAGCGCAGCCCAUAUGCAGACAUCAUUCCUUCAGCAGCCACAGCAGGAGCUGGGGCCCUUCAUAUGGAGUAUCUCCAUGCUAUGGACAGCGCCAGGUUUCCGAGUCCUAGGCUGCCAACGAGACCAAGCCGAAAGCGAACACUGUCCCUAUCGCCUCUGUCUGAUCAUAGCUUUGACCUUCAGACCAUGAUCCGGACAUCUCCGAACUCCUUAGUCACAAUUCUCAACAAUUCCCGUAGCAGUUCUUCAGCAAGUGGCUCCUAUGGCCAUUUAUCUGCAAGUGCAAUAAGCCCAGCUCUGAGUUUCACAUACCCUCCCACACCAGUAUCCCUCCAGCAGAUGCACCAACAAAUCAUCAGUCGCCAGCAAAGUUUGGGCUCAGCCUUUGGUCACAGUCCUCCACUCAUCCAUCCUGCUCCAACCUUUCCUACCCAGAGGCCUAUUCCUGGCAUUCCUAGCAUCUUGAAUCCUGUCCAGAUGAGUUCGGGUCCAUCGGAGUCUACACAGCAGAGCAAACCCACAAGUGAAUCUGCGGUGAGCAGCACAGGGGACCCGAUGCAUAACAAACGUUCAAAGAUAAAACCUGAUGAUGACCUCCCCAGCCCAGGUGCAGGAAACAUGCAGGAACCACCCGAAGGAAUGACCUUAGUAAAAGAAGAAGGGGACAAAGAUGAAAGCAAGCAAGAGCCUGAAGUGGUCUACGAGACAAACUGCCAUUGGGAAGGCUGUUCACGAGAGUUCGACACACAGGAACAGCUAGUGCAUAACUAGAAUUGCUUCUAUAUUCAGGGUGAGAGAGAGAGAUUCAGUAAAAUGUGGCAGAACUGCAGUUAACAACAAAAACCAACACAAGUACCCUAUAUCUUAGUAGAUGCUUUGAGGAGGCACACAGGAGAAAAGCCACAUAAAUGCACUUUUGAAGGUUGUACAAAGGCCUACUCGAGGCUGGAAAACUUGAAAACCCACUUGAGAUCUCACACUGGAGAGAAACCAUAUGUCUGCGAGCAUGAGGGCUGCAACAAAGCAUUUUCCAACGCAUCUGAUCGUGCCAAGCACCAAAACAGAACUCAUUCCAAUGAGAAACCCUAUGUCUGCAAAAUACCAGGCUGCACAAAGCGCUACACAGAUCCUAGUUCUCUUCGAAAGCACGUGAAGACUGUGCAUGGCCCUGAGGCACAUGUCACCAAGAAGCAGCGUGGAGACAUCCAUCCAAGGCAUCCCCCACCAAAAGACCAAGGCAGCCAUUCUCAAAGCAGAUCCCCAGGCCAUCAGACUCAGGGUGCAAUUGGUGAGCAAAAAGACCUCAGCAACACUACCUCAAAGCGUGAAGAAUGCCUCCAGGUCAAAGCUGUCAAGUCAGAGAAGCCAAUGACAUCUCAGCCAAGCCCUGGUGGUCAGUCUACAUGCAGCAGCGAACAGUCCCCCAUCAGCAACUAUUCCAACAAUGGGAUCGAGCUUAAUCUGACCAGUAGAGGUAGUGUAGGAGACCUCAGUGUCAUAGAUGAAACCCCUAUCAUGGACUCUACCAUUUCAACAGCAACCACAGCACUUGGCUUACAGGCCAGGAGGAAUAUGACAGCGACCAAAUGGAUGGAGCAAGUCAAGCUAGAAAGGCUGAAACAAAUCAACGGCGUGCUUCCAAGACUGAACCCCAUGCCACCUUCCAAAGCCCCAGCCUUGCCACUUCUCAUAGGAAAUGGUACUCAAUCAAACACCAGCUGUAGCACUGGAGGAAACAUGGCUAUCCUGACCCACAAAAAUGAACUCACAAACAUGGACAUCACUGUGCUAAACAUGCUGAACAGAAGGGACAGCAAUACCAGCACUAUCAGCUCAGCUUACAUGAGCAGCAGUCGUAGGUCCUCUGGGAUUUCACCUUGCUUCUCUAGUCGGAGAUCCAGCGAUGCUUCCCAGGGUGAGGGAAGGCUCCAGAAUGUCAGUGUGGCUGACUCCUAUGAUCCCAUUUCAACCGAUGCCUCAAGACGAUCCAGUGAAGUCAGCCAGUGUGACGGCUUACCAGGUCUUCUCAGCCUUACCCCUGCCCAACAGUAUAGGUUGAAAGCAAAAUAUGCAGCAGCUACUGGUGGACCUCCACCAACACCACUGCCUAAUAUGGAGAGGAUGAGCUUGAAAACAAGAAUGGCACUGUUGGGUGACUGCAAGGAAUCUGGAAUGUCACCACUGCCCCCAGUUAAUUCUCCUCGAAGAUGUAGUGAUGGUGGGACAAAUGGUUACAGCAGAAGACACUUACUGCCUCAUGAUGUGUUAGGGACUGGUACACGGAGAGCCAGUGAUCCCGUGAGACCAGUCUCUGAUAACCUUUCUUUUCCCAGAGUACAGCGUUUCAACAGCCUCAAUAGCUUUAAUACUCCCACUUUGCAUCCCUCCAUGGAAAAGCGCAACUUCAUCCUUCAAAACUACACCCGCUCUGAUGGUGGCUUGUUUCGCAACUUCUGUUCACCUUGCCCUCCAAGCAUCGCUGAGAAUGUGGCUAUGGAGGCUGCCACCAUGGAAGCAGAUGGCAGUUUGAAUGAUGAAGAUCUUCUGCCAGAUGAUGUUGUUCAGUAUCUGAAUUCUCAGAAUCAAGUAUACAGCCAACUGCCAAAUAGUGGAUUAGAUAACAACAAAGGGCAUCACAGUUCACUAAUGGGGAACAACAACAGUUUUGAGCAUGCCCCUCCAUUAAACAACUCUGAGGUCAGUAAAAAUGAUCUGCCAAUUCAGUGGAAUGAAGUAAGCUCAGGAAGUUCUGACUUGUCUCCAUCAAGAUUAAAAUGUGGGCAACGAUCCCUAAUUCAGCAAAAUCAAAUGCCUGGGCUGUAUAACAAUGUAGUUGUCCAACCACAGCACAAUGGGCUGCAAAGAAAUGUUGUGACCCAACAAAGUGGCUACCAGAAUCUUUUAGAUAGCAAUGGCUCUUGCAGUUUACAACAGAACAUGGUCAUGAAUAACAGUGACACCAGUCGUUCUUACCACUUUCAGUCUAGUAAGGUACAGCUAUAUGGUGAAAGCACUGGCAGACAACCAAUGGACCAUACCUCUGAAAUGGUGAUUCAAAGGCAAAAGGUGAGAAACAAUUUUAUGUUAGCUAAUGGGAGCGAGCACAAUUUAGGCUGCUCUAUGUCAUCAGAUGAACAAUCUGCCAGUAUAAUGAAUAAGAUGCAGAGCAGGAAUAUGGUUCUCCAGGAAUACCUAUCUAAUCAAUCAGCAGAUGAAGUCCGUAACUACCAAGAAGUAGACCAUUCCAAUAAAACAAUGAUAGAGCAGAUUACUGCUCCCUCACAACACAGCCUUUAUCAAGGGUCACAGAGUUGUCUGCCACUAUCUGAAAAUGUUAGGACCCAGCCUUUAGGUCUGAUGAUGGGAAAAGGUUACCAGCCCUGUGCCAGCUACUGUGGUGGCAGAUUGCAAAACACAGUGAGGAAUAAUUCAGCACAACAAGGACAUGGUAGAGAUGCCAACCAGCCACACAGAGUCAAUGGCAUCAAAGUAGAGUCUCAAAGUCAGUCACAACAGUUCUGCUCUAAUAUGCAGAAUUACUCUGGUCAGUUGUAUGACCAAACCACAGGGUUUAGCCAGCAAGCUUUGAAAAUGGGGGCUUUCCCCCUUUCAGAAGCCAACUACCUGAUUCAGGGGACUGGUGAUGCAAAUUCAUCCGAGCUUCUCUCUCCGGGGGCCAACCAAGUGACAAGCACUGUUGACAGCAUUGACACCAGCAGCCUUGAAGGUGUGCAGAUUGAUUUUGAUGCUAUCAUAGAUGAUGGUGACCAUGCCAGCUUAAUUUCAGGAGCCCUAAGUCCCAGCAUCAUCCAGAAUCUCUCCCGCAAUUCCUCCCGUCUCACCACUCCCCGAGCGUCUCUUACAUUCCCAGCUAUGCCCAUAAGCACAACCAACAUGGCUAUUGGGGACAUGAAUUCUUUGUUAACCUCACUUGCUGAAGAAAGCAAGUUUCUUGCUGUUAUGCAAUAGGUAUGAACAACGUAGGAGAUGAAAGAUUUUUUAAAAGUCAGUUUUGUUUUGUUUUGUUUUUUAUAGUUAUUUUAAGUACUUUAGCAGUCUCAUCUCACCUAAAUGGGAUGUGUUUCAAGUAUAUUCCUUUUAUGGAAUAAAGACUCUGAAAAACCCUAAAGUGUUCUAGGGAGAAACUGUCUUCCGUUUCAGUUUUGAAUCAGUAUUGUUACACUUGCAAUUCCUUCUUUAUUUUUAAUGUUUGUAUGACUCUUCUUUGUGUUUAUUUUUUUAUUGUAAACCAAUGUAAAUUUGUGAUGUGCAUGUGGCUUCAUUUUUGAAGAAGGUCUGAUGAAAUGUUACAACUUCCUGCUACUCGAAAGGAAAUGGAAUCUUGUAUAGUUGUUGCCAGGGUUCUUACAUAUCCAGUUUCUAAUGUGUAUGCAGAGCAUUACUAGAUAUCGAGCUGAAAUUUGGGGUUCCAUCCACUUAGCAAAGCUCCUAUGCAAAUCCAUUUGAAAAGAAUUAUUUGAAUCAAUGUAAACCAUUUAUGAUGGGGCUGGGGUUAAUGCCUUGAGAAUUCUUCCUACACGGUCUGUCUACCACAAAUUUUAUAAGUGCUGUUCAAGAGCAAGCAGUUACUGAAGAAUAUUGUCCUGACAGGUUGGUCUUUGUCAUUCCCCUAAGUUAGCGGUACAAGGCUUGUGCCUCCCAGGCCACAUGUGUGGCCCUCCAAGGGACCCCUGCCUCCCCCUCAUGUCAGUUCCCAGAGGUUGAAAACAUUUUUGCAAAACGUUAAUGAAUUAGGUGGUUAAAAAAAAAUGUGUUACCCAUGAGUAGCACAUAAGAUUACCCACUAGUAGCACGUUGCUAAUGCAUUACUUGUAAAGGUUUUUUAUCACUUCAAAAUAAGAAAUGCCCCCAAAUCUCUCAAAAUAUUACAUAUUUUCCCUAAAUCCUAACAACAGCAAUUCUUAAAUAAUUCUUCAGGGUACUCUUGAUGCUUCCCUGUUAUCCCCCCCCCCGAAAUAAUGCACAGUUGUAGGUGAUGUAUUGCUUCCAAGCUCUGCACAUCUAUUAUUUACCCUUGCCUAUUUUCCACCUCGCUAGUAGUGAGGUGAGAACAAUCUGUAUCAGAAUCACCAAAGGAGAGGGACUCCUCAAUGAGGAAAAAGGGAAAAAAAGAGCUCCACAUAUAUUGUGUGCACACCUGCUCAUGUGUACCCGAAACCCAACAAGUGCAGCUUCCAGGGUUGACAAGGUUGUGCUCCCUGCUCUGUAUGAACUGAGAGUGUACCUGAAAGCACAGUGGCUUCAUAUUGUAGAGGGCGGGGGGUUGGCAAUAAUAUACAAGCAUUCUUUUAGGAAACAUUACAGAUGUUCUCACUGUGGAACCAGAAGAAGAACUAGAGUUUUCUGAAACAGGUUGGAAACCACUACUCUACCCCAAGAAAACAGAAUCUAUUUUAUCAAGAGCUAAAUCUGAAGCUUGUUCCAGUAAAAAUGAUCUUUUUUUCUUUUCAGUAAUUGCAAAAAAAGCCUGGAUGCCAUUCUGUAUGUUAAAAAUUGGUAUAGUAUAAUAUACCUUCCUCAAUUCUUGAUUGUAAAAUGGGACCACCUUAAACAUUCUAUCAUUAUGAAGGCAUAACUAUUCUAGUUCUUUUAAAAGCUUCAUAAUCUCAUACUUGUUCAGUAAUAUGUAUAGAUUCAAGAAGCCCACAUAGUAUUAUUCAGAUCUUCUGCAGAUAAUAAGCACAGAUAGCAUAGGGUCCAGUAAACAUCAGUUUGAACCAUAAUCUUAUAACAUUCUCAGAGCAGUGAAAAUACAUUUUUGCGGAAACAAAAAGAGGCACGCUGAGAUGGUGCCCAUCUCUGCGCCUUAACUUGAACUAAGAGCCUCUUCCUAUUAGCUGCCACUCCUUAAUCAGUCUCAGUCACCAAGAUGCUUCAAGCUUUAGAGCAUAAAUGAAUCACACCCAGGCACUUUCAAAGCAAGCAUAUAAAAGAACAUAAGGAGAGUCUCUGGCUCACACCAGGAACCUAGCUAGUCCACCAUUAUGAUGUCAGUGACUAUCAUGUUGGCCAUAAGAAGCACGUAAAACAUGAAUGAAACAACAGCCUCCUCCAUUAUAACAGAGAAAUAUUAUUUGCAGUGGCACUAUAAGAAUGCUGAUCCCAUAAACAGAACAAGCUAUCAUAAAAACAUGGAAGGAAUGCUGUAAUUUCUUUUUUUAAAUGGUAUUUCCUUUUAAGUAGGAGAAUUUGCUGUUACAUUUGAUAGAGCAACACCAAGAUAGUGCUUCUGUUGAUCUACAUCAGUAGACAUCUGCCCCAAAUACAAGGGCCAAACAGACAAGCCAAAUUAAAGCUGCUUCGGGUCACUUUGGAGGUAUGCUGUUUAAAUGACACAUG